AUGGACAAGACUCCAUUUGAACAAGUGGCAAUUUCGUGUACGAUGUACAAUGCAAACCGAGUGCAGAAGGACUACCGCAAACUGUCGAAGGCUGAGCGUCGCAAGCGAAGGCGAGCAACUCCAAAGUAUCGAAACCUCCAUGCAACAAGAGAACGGAUAAGAGUCGAAUCGUUUAACAUGGCUUUCGCGCAACUUCGCUCCUUGCUGCCGACGUUACCUGUGGAGAAGAAGCUGUCAAAAAUUGAGAUCCUUCGGUUGUCUAUUUCUUACAUUAGUUUCCUUAGUAAAUUGCUCUCUUUUGAAUAA
This is a messenger RNA of Ostertagia ostertagi, 306 nucleotides long. Lineage: Eukaryota; Metazoa; Nematoda; Chromadorea; Rhabditida; Trichostrongylidae. The record is from the annotation of a GenBank genome assembly.